AAAUGGCGGGAAAAAGUUCAACCACAGAAAAGGCGCGAAAACCUUCCACAUACGUGGAACGUACACACUCAUUCUCCUUUAUUAGAGAAAUGCUGGAGAACGGUACGGCAUGGCUAGGUGAGAGUCGAGGAGGUCAAGGGAUAGGGCAAUCUGCUGGAUCUGAGUUAGGUCGUGCAACUGAGUCGGUUCCUCUCACUGGUAGAAUAUAUUGUUUUGUUGUUAUUCUUCUCAUAAUAAUUGUAUAUCAUAAUCGGUUGCCGGAUUAUGAAGGUCAAGGCAUAGUGCAAUCUGCUGGAUCUGAGUUAGGUCGUGCAACUGAGUCGGUUCCUCUCACUGGUAGAAUAUAUUGUUUUUUUGUUAUUCUUCUAAUAAUAAUUGUAUAUCAUAAUCGGUUGCCGGAUUAUGAAGGUCAAGGGAGAGUGCAAUCUGCUGGAUCUGAGUUAGGUCGUGCAACUGAGUCGGUUCCUCUCACUGGUGAAGGAGUGGUGCAGUUUGUUGGAGGAUAUCGUCGUCCAGCUGAGUCGUUUCUAGCGGUUCCUCGUAUUGGUCAUAAGCUCCGCCGUAGUUCUUCAUCACCGAGUCUAUCGAUUCCGAGGCAUUCAACCGUUGGUAAGCAUCAUACUGGAGAUGUGUUGAUGGGUGCAGAUAGGGGAGGGCCUUCACUUGAGAUGAUGGAUUCAGAUGAGGAACUUAAGGUUCAGAAUGCAAUUGCGGGGCGUUCAACUGAGAUUGAGGAGAUGGAUUGAGAUGAGGAAGCAUGAAGGUGAGUGAUUGUGAAUAUUACAGGUAUAGUGCUUUAUUUUUUGAAAGGUAACUACAGGUAUAGUGCUUUUAUAUCAUUCUUGAACCUGAUAUGAUUGAGAAUUAGACUGUGAUUGUGUUGAUAUGUUUUUGAUUCAAUAAAUAAACUGCUCUUCAGUUGCUGACUUUUCAGCCUUUGA
Messenger RNA from Helianthus annuus (common sunflower), 941 nucleotides. RefSeq lists its product as uncharacterized. The coding region runs from base 3 to 746 and encodes 247 amino acids. The record is from RefSeq and is a predicted model, not a curated record. Lineage: Eukaryota; Viridiplantae; Streptophyta; Magnoliopsida; Asterales; Asteraceae. The transcript has 7 exons.